Tauraco erythrolophus (red-crested turaco) is the source of this 1641-nucleotide messenger RNA. Lineage: Eukaryota; Metazoa; Chordata; Aves; Musophagiformes; Musophagidae. The record is from RefSeq and is a predicted model, not a curated record.
AGCAUGUUGGAAGAAGAUGAUGAUGAGGCAUGUUGGAAUAACCUGGAGAACUUCCGGGUGAAGCUGAUCUCUGUGAUAGACCCUUCCCGUAUAACACCCUAUCUUCGCCAGUGCAAAGUCAUCAGCCAUGAUGAUGAGGAACAAGUUCUUAAUGACCCCAGCCUGGUCAUGCGCAAACGGAAGGCAGGAGUUCUUCUGGACAUUCUUCAGCGAACGGGACGCAAGGGCUUUGAGGCAUUUCUGGAGAGUCUUGAGCUUUAUUAUCCACAACUGUACAAGAAAAUAACUGGCAAGGAGCCCAGCAGAGUUUUCUCUAUGAUUAUAGACACGGCUGGGGAGUCCGGCCUGAGCCAGCUGCUGAUGAACGAGAUCAUGAAGCUGCAGAGCACUGUGCAGGAGGAGCGGCGGAAGGCCCAGGAGCUCACCGUGUGGCUGCACACCAAGGAAGACACCAUCAGAGAGAUGUGGGUGAGGGACAGCCUGCUCCGCAAGCACCAGGAGCGGGCGCAGAAGAUGAAGGAGGAGAGGGACAGCCUGAGCAAGGAGCUGCGGAAGUGCAAGGACGAGAACUACAACCUGGCACUGAGCUAUGCCAAACAAAGUGAGGAGAAGAGCGCUGCCCUCAUGAAGAACCGGGACCUGAUCCUAGAGAUCGAUCACUUGAAGCACAGCCUCAUGAAGGCUGAGGAUGACUGCAAACUGGAGCGUAAGCACACGAUGAAACUGAAGCACGCCAUAGAGCAGCGUCCAAGCCAUGAGGUGAUGUGGGAGAUCCAGCAGGAGAAGGAGUUGCUCUUGGCCAAGAACCAGGAGCUGGAGAACACUCUCCAGCAGGUUGCUAGGGAGCAGAAUUUGGAGAAGAGCAUCUCCAACGCGACUCUGGAGAAUGACUGUAGCCAGAUCCUAGAAGAACGCCGGGAGCUGAUGAACACCAUUUACAGCCUUCGCAAGGAGCUGCGGCAAGCUGAGGUGCUCCAAGACAAAUAUGCAGAAGAAAAAGAGAUGCUUGAACUACAGUGCACGUCUCUGAGGAAGGACUCCCAGAUGUAUAAAAAACGGAUUGAAGCUGUCUUGCAGCAGAUGGAGGAGGUGGCUUCAGAAAGAGAUCAGGCACUGCUGACCCGAGAACAGUUCUAUACGCAGUACUCCAAGAACCUGGUUGAGAGGGAUGCUUACCGCAAGCAGAUUCGGGAGCUGGGGGAGCGAUGUGACGAAAUGCAACUGCAGCUCUUCCAAAAGGAGAGUCAGUUACUGGCUACUGAAGCCAAGCUGAAAAGGUUGCAACUGGAGCUCCCCACACCGACCUCUGACCUGGACGAUACCUCCUCCAGAGACUCCCAGGAACUUACUCUUCACGGUCAUCUAGAUGAAGAUACACACCCGACUAAAAAAGAUUGCCCUGAAGGACAAAACCAGCAGUUUAGCACUCGAGAGAGCAGUCUGCCUCCGAAGUCACCCAGUUUCAAGGAGUGUGGUUUAGCCAAUGAGGAACCGGCAGAAAAGGAGCGAAGGAGGAUGAAGGACUGCUUUGAGCGUUAUCGAAGAAAAAGGGCACUGCGGAGGGUCCCGAGGGACCGGCACCACGAGGCCGACUGGGAGCACACCACUGGCAGCGACAACACCGACACGGAGGGCUGCUGA